This is a messenger RNA of Amoebophrya sp. A25, 2238 nucleotides long. Lineage: Eukaryota; Dinophyceae; Syndiniales; Amoebophryaceae. The record is from the annotation of a GenBank genome assembly.
CACCCCAAUGAACGCUGUCGAAACGUCACGAGCUAGCGGAUUUCCUGGAAAUAUGCGACUGAUUGCGGUGACGUCUGGAAACAACUAUCACUUUGUGAAGGACUUAGAGCUUUACGAUCAAGUUCUACUUUACGACGACUACCGUUUCAUCCAGAAACUUCCCGGAUCUCGCGCUGUCUACCUCGAUUUUUCGGGAAAUAGAGAGACGGCCGUCAAAAUCCGGGCUAGAUAUGAUAACAACAACAGCAAUAGAAGUAAUAGUUCACCCUCCAAUACUCGAAUAAGCACAAGGGGUUCGUCGUCUGGCGCAGCCAACAAGAACCUUUCGUCAAGUAGAGCGAUGAAUUUUUUUGGCGAAAGUGCAAACUACGACUACCCUGUGGUCAGAGGUGAGUCGUUUGAUCAGCAGUUGUAUCAGGGCCGUACAGCUACAGUAGGCGGGCAUCCUGCUGCCACUGCGAGUGGAGUUCGGUCCAUUUCCAUCGGGGGAUCUCAUCGAUUGGGGAGCAGUAAUAACAACUUCCUUGGAGGAGGUGUCGGCGUGUACAGUACUGGCGCUUCCACCGGAUCUGGAUUGAUAGACUCGCGGGAAUUGUAUGACCAGUUUUUUUUCGCGCCAGCCUGGAUUCAAGAACGAGCGAGCUCUUCAGAUGCCUUAGACCAGACAGUGAGCAUUUACGAACGAUUGGAGCGAAGUUUCGCGAGAAUACUGAAUGACAGCAAAACGUGGCUCCAACCUGUGGAGCACUGUGGUAUCGAUGAAGUUGUGAAUGCGUACCGUGACUCUCUCGAAGGAUUGAAACAGAAUCCCGAAGUUGGUAUCGUGAUGCGAAUGAACUACGGAUUAACAUCUUCACCGUUAUCGUCGCCUCGAAAUAGAAGAACGGCACCUGUUGACCGAGCAAAACCACUACGAGCAAAACAGGAUAGGAAGCUACCAAUAUCUCCCACCAGUACAACAUCAGCGCAACAGCAGCAGCAACGUCGUCAAUUACUCAAGACAAGUGAAGACGAGAGUACUUCGAAUAAUUCGUGGGAAGAAAGGCAGAGACAGCAAAGCCUCGAAGAUCGCCUAGACCGCGAACAGGAAGAAAAAGCCACAGCACUGGCCAAAGAACAACGAGGCUGUUGUUCGAUCAUUUGUGCGAAGUGCUGUCCAUGCUGUCGUUCGGGCUGUAGCGGUCGUUCGACCUCGACAUCGUCCGGGGUGCAGUCUAGUGGCGAUGAAACGGUUACUAGAGACGAUCAUCAUUUUGCCAGUAAUGAUAGAGUUAGAGAAGAAGACCACGAUCCACUUUCUUAUCGGACUAGAAGGGACCACAUCAACACGAACCAUUUGGACGAUGAUGGAAUAGACAACUACAAGAGAGGAGGAGGAGUAAAAAAGACAAGGCACGUGGAUUAUAAGCAGACGGACGAGUCGUCUUGGUCCUGUGGAAAAGCUUGUUUUAAUGUAGCCACCUGUUACAAGUGCUUGUGCUGCCGACUCAUUCCGCAGAUACUCUGCUUCUGCGUCUUUCCAGCAAGCCCAAGGCGACGUAAGUAAGGCGUUCUACUUAUUUGCAUGGUCCAAUUAUGUGAGAUAAACAACUUCUAGCACAACCAUUCCAGAAACGACAACGCGAGAUCUAUCUUGCUUGUACAGAGCCAGCAAGUAAUUAUAGAAACCGAGCCGUCGAUACGGAUACAGCAUUUUUAUAUAUAAUCUGCAGAGCAAGUGGACCCUCACCUUGAACCUUGCACUUGCAGAAAUUUGAGUUAGGAAAAGUUGAACAAGUGUGUUUUGCAUGUGGUCUGUGUUUCUUGGGAGGGGUAUCCAUCAGUAAUCAAAGAAACAUGGUAGUACGGCUAAGUACGAGGGCGACUAGUUCUAGUAGAAAAACGCUCCUUCUUGCAGCUUUUCGCACACAAGAAUAAACAAUAGUCAUGUAACAAAGAAACGAAGGAUCUGCUUACGAAGAAGUACUUAGAAGAUCAAAAGAAAGAGAAACAACUUCCUAUGAAUUUUGUAUAUCAAUUGCAACGUUGGGUUUCGCAUGGCUUCAUGAUCUUCUCAUGGCGUUCUUCAAUCAUCAGUGCAGUAAGGUCGUCAUGCAGCGUGAAGGGGUGCUAGUAGUACUGACUGACUUAAUUGGUGAUACCUUGCAACUACGUACUUGUCGACGAGGUCAGGGACGACAGGGUCCGUCUUCUGGGUACUACUUCACGUUCAGAAUUUUAUACCCUGUGAAAAAUGUG